Molecule: messenger RNA, 1721 nt
Organism: Phoenix dactylifera (date palm)
Lineage: Eukaryota; Viridiplantae; Streptophyta; Magnoliopsida; Arecales; Arecaceae
Product: Surfeit locus protein 5 subunit 22 of Mediator complex
Biological process (GO): regulation of transcription by RNA polymerase II
Cellular component (GO): mediator complex
Molecular function (GO): transcription coregulator activity
Source: RefSeq, a predicted model, not a curated record
UUCGUGAGUUCGUGGCCUUAGGGAUUUAGGGUUUGUGCUGCCGUCGCCUCUCAAGUCUCAAGUUUCUUCCCUAGUCCCCUCUCCUCUCCUCCCGAUUCUUCGCGUCCCAAGCCCUCUCCUCCAGACCACCGCCUCCGCCCUCUCCUCCUCCGUGUGGAUAAGUUCGGCCUCUCCAUCGACGGCCACCGCGGCGGCUCGAGGACCACACUCCACCGUCCGCGACUUCUCCUUAGUUAGGGACUUAGGGUUAGGGUUUGUGCCCCGCCCGAGCUCUAUUCCCUCCCUCAGUCUCUCUCGAGUCUCUCCCCUCUCCUCUCCUCCGGAUUCUUCGCCUCCCGAGUCCUCUCCUCCGGACCUCCACCUCCGCCCUCUCCUCCCCCGUGCCGACAACUUCGGCCUCCCCAUCGACGGUGACCGCGGCGGCUCGACGGGUCCUGGGAACCAAGGUUGAAUCUCUGCUCGACUGCUCCUAAAGAGGUCGGAUCCUCUGCUCUACCGAGUUAUAGAGUACAUCUGAUGUAUUGCAACUAGGCUCCUAUACUUUUGGCAAAUAUUCGCUGAAUCUUAUCAGUACCCAAAAAGCCCUAUAGAAAGAUCCAAAGUUUUACAGAAGCAUGAGCAAAGCAGGAGCAAGUGGUGCUGGAAGUGGGCCAACAGCAGCAGCUACGCAAGCAGCCCACCAGAAGCAGAAGGCCCUGCUGCAAAGGGUCGACACUGAUGUGGCGAACAUCGUUGAUAAUUUUAGCCUCCUCAUUAAUGUUGCCAGGGUGAAUGACCCACCUAUUCGUAACUCUCAAGAAGCUUUUCAGAUGGAGAUGCGUGCUGCAAGGAUGGUUCAAGCAGCAGAUUCACUCCUAAAAUUGGUGUCUGAACUAGAACAAACUGCCAUCUUUUCGGGGUUUGCAUCACUGAAUGAGAAUGUGGAUAGGAGGAUUGAGGUGUUCAAUCAGCUGGAGGGGAGCACCGAGCGAUUAUUGGAGAAGAUUGGGGAGGAGGCAGCUGCAAGUCUUAAAGAGCUGGAAACCCAUUAUUACUCCUCAGUUCUGAGGACAUGCCAGCGUGAUUGAUGAUAAGGGCCCAUUGCUUGGAGCAAUGGUAGAAGGUUGGGCUGACAAAUGCAAUAGCACGAGUUCAGGUCCAGAGCAGUCACUUUGUGUUAAAAAAAAAAGGUGCCAAAGCUUAGGACUUCUCAGUUUGCCUCUUCCAGAAUCCGAUUUAUCAGGAAGAUUAUUGGAUAGUGGUUAUUUUUUAAUUUAUAAAAACUACAAAACUUCAUAAGUGGUUACACAUCUUAGUUGUUGAUUAUUCUGAUUGCUCUUGAAAGAUGGGUUUUCGUUGCGAGUCAAGUGUUAAUCUUCAGUGUUUGAGCCAUCUGAUGUACCAAUUUCCAGAAACCUGAGGUGGGCACGCUUUACUUUGGAAGUUUUUUGCCCAUUUCCAUGUAUGCUAAAUGUUUUAAAGAUGACGGUACAGAGAUUACCAAGGCUUAAGCUGGUCUUAUCCAUGCUGCUAAUCGCCUUGGUGUUCGCUGUAUGUGGUUUUAGAGAGAAUGGGCUCCUAGUGGCUCACUUGGACCCAAGAUAUCUCAGAAAAACUGAAUUGGACUUCUUUGGUCUUUAUGCACCUAGGUUAUAAAAUAUUAGUUCAAUGCUUGAUUUGCUGUUUUGUCUAUUUCAUGUAUUACUUAUUUGCGUGGUUUUAGCAACUUGAAUAUUUGAAUA